AUGUCAGGCAUGAGAGCAGUGCGCUGGGCAGGUCCGGCACAGAUGAGCAGACAAGCCAGCUCGUCUCGAUCGGCGACAGCGAUUGCGCACCAACAGCGCCGGACAGUGACUUCAGACCCGACAAGCAAGGAGGUCAUCAAGAAGGAAGAAGAGGCUGCUGCCUCAGAGACUGCAGUAGGCAGGCCUCGAGCCGAUGGAGAGAUCGUGCCUGCAGGGACGGUCAACGGCAUGCCAGCUGAGAUGCACAGUCGUCCCGUGAGGAUCUUCAAGCCCGCUCCACCGACGACGCAGUCUGCUCAGUCGACGAGCCACCACUGGAGAGUCGACUGGGAUAUCCUUCAAGGUGGCGGUCGAUGGGAGAAUCCGCUCAUGGGCUGGGCCUCAACAGCAGACUACAUGCAAGGCACGCAUGUCAAGUUCAACUCGAAGGAGGAUGCGAUCCACUUUUGCGAGAAGCAGGGCUGGCAGUUCUACGUCCAGGAGCCCUCCGAAUUCCACUACAAGCCAAAGGCAUACGCAGACAACUUCCUGUACUCGCCGGGCAAGCUGCGCCAGGUAAAGACAAAGUAUGCAAGGAAUACAGCAUCCGAUUACUUAGGUGUCGAUGAUAAUGUUACGAUAGAGCAAAACCCUUUCUGUGGAGCCGGCAGGCAUCACGCAGAUAGUGAAACAGCGGACUUGCAGAACAGGUCCGGAAUAGCGACCGGUGCGCUUGAUGAACAGUGUGAAAUUAGAGAUCGGGUGGAGCUGCACUUCUAGCAGGCACAGCUGUCGUCACUUUACCGCGCAAACGGCGAUUCCUGGUGUCCGUAGUAGCCCUCGGCUUCGUGUGUUAUCCUUGGACUGUCACGGCCAGUCUCGGUGCGCUGAUCUUCGUCAAUAGACUGGUUGCUGCGAGCGGAAUGUGCCGAGCGGGUAUCAUAGCCCGUGCGAGAGUCAUAGCCCGUGCGAUCAUCGUAGCCUGUGCCGGUCUGGGUGCCAUAGCCAGUCUGAGUUUCGUAGCCAGUCCGGGAGUCGUAUCCUGUCUGAGUGCCACGCUCGGUAUC
Mixia osmundae IAM 14324 is the source of this 1046-nucleotide messenger RNA. RefSeq lists its product as uncharacterized. The transcript is spliced from 4 exons. The coding region runs from base 1 to 759 and encodes 252 amino acids. The record is from RefSeq and is a predicted model, not a curated record. Lineage: Eukaryota; Fungi; Basidiomycota; Mixiomycetes; Mixiales; Mixiaceae. Gene Ontology annotation, biological process: electron transport chain.